This is a messenger RNA of Cylicostephanus goldi, 509 nucleotides long. Lineage: Eukaryota; Metazoa; Nematoda; Chromadorea; Rhabditida; Strongylidae. The record is from the annotation of a GenBank genome assembly.
AUGCAAUGCGUACUGGACUGCUACGAUGUUAUAGUUUCGAUAUACGAGGUUUUGAAGUCGAACGAGCUAAGGGAAAAGUACAACAAUGUUUUGGAGUUCGGCUUGCCCGAUUGGCGACAGCCGAUCUUCUACUACAGAAAAAUGCGUAAGCUGGCCUGGUAUGAAGCCGUCAUUGUUCUUAUCGCUGUAUCUACUAUUGCUCAUUAUCUGAUGAUGUGGGCUGCUUAUUAUGAGAAGUAUUUAGUGUUGAAGCAGAGCUUGAAAAAAUCGCGAAAGCGUGAAAAGAAAGGUGAAACCGAAGGUAACAUAACACAGUUGCACGAAGCUCUAGAAGUAUUCCGACCACGGUUCCGUGAUUUGUUACCAUUCCUAAUGGCAAAGGGUUCAUGGAAUCUCUUGAAGUUUGCCAUUUUUACUGCACAAGAACAGCUAAAACGAAAGGAGCCAGAAGAAGAAGUAAGUCCUUUGCUGUACACCUUUCUCGCAUUUCGAUAUAUUUAUGACUAAUU